Carlito syrichta (Philippine tarsier) is the source of this 4885-nucleotide messenger RNA. It is a transcript of the gene ITPRID2, whose product is annotated as sperm specific antigen 2. Gene Ontology annotation, molecular function: signaling receptor binding. Bases 97 to 3996 code for a protein of 1299 amino acids. The record is from RefSeq and is a predicted model, not a curated record. NCBI's taxonomy places the organism in Eukaryota, Metazoa, Chordata, Mammalia, Primates, Tarsiidae. The transcript has 17 exons.
CCCGGCCGGGCGCUGACAGCAAGGGCGGGGGUCCCCGCCGCUGCUGCCGUGUCUCGCGCAGGCUCCGGCCGCGGCAGCGGAGCCCCCGGCGCGGCCAUGGACCGGCCCCUGGCGGCGUCGGCGGAGGCGGAGGAGGAACUGGAGUGGCAAGUGGCGAGUCGCCGGAGGAAGGCCUGGGCCAAGUGCCGCAGCUCCUGGCAGGCGUCGGAGACAGAGGAUCUGUCCACAGAAGCGACGACGCAGGACGAGGACGAGGACGACGAAGAGGACCUCCCGGGCGCGAAACUGCCGGCGGCCGCGGGGAGAGGAAACGUGCCCAACGAGAAGAUCGCGAUAUGGCUCAAGGACUGCCGUACACCUUUGGGAGCCUCACUGGAUGAACAAAGCAACAGUACACUCAAGGGUGUGCUUGUGAGAAAUGGAGGAAGCUUUGAAGAUGAUUUAUCAUUGGGAGCUGAAGCCAACCACCUCCACGAAAGUGAUGCUCAAAUUGAAAACUGCAAUAAUAUCUUGGCCAAAGAGAGAAGGCUACAGUUUCAUCAGAAAGGGAGAAGUAUGAAUUCCACUGGAUCUGGCAAAAGUAGUGGAACAGUCUCAAGUGUUUCAGAAUUGUUGGAACUCUAUGAGGAAGAUCCUGAAGAAAUUCUUUAUAAUCUUGGAUUUGGACGUGACGAACCAGAUAUUGCUUCUAAAAUUCCUUCCAGAUUUUUUAAUUCGUCAUCAUUUGCCAGAGGGAUAGAUAUUAAAGUAUUUUUGAGUGCUCAGAUGCAACGGAUGGAAGUAGAAAACCCAAAUUAUGCUUUAACAAGUCGUUUUCGUCAAAUUGAAGUGCUUACUACUGUGGCCAAUGCAUUUUCUUCUUUAUAUUCUCAAGUCUCUGGGACUCCCCUGCAAAGAAUUGGAAGUAUGUCCUCAGUGACCUCUAACAAGGAGACAGACUCACCUCCACCUUUAACUCGAAGUAACACUGCAAAUCGCUUAAUGAAAACAUUAUCAAAACUAAAUUUGUGUGUUGAUAAAACAGAGAAAGGAGAAGGUAGUAGUCCUUCCUUAGCAGCUGAAAAAGGAAAGAUUCUAAAUGUUUCAGUGAUUGAAGAAAGUAGCAAUAAAAAUGAUCAAAAGUCUCAAAAAAUUAUAAAGAAGAAAGAGUCAUCUUCUAUGUUGGCUACAGUUAAAGAAGAAGUCUCAGGUAGUUCAGCAAAUGUUAUGGAGAAUGUUGAUACUGAUAGACUUUCUGGUGACACAAAUAGUAAUUUUAACCAAGAAACUGAAAGUGAACAAAGUAAGGAAACUCAAAGUAAUGAGAGUAAGCUAAGUGAGGAAUCUGGUAUUAUAAGAUCUGAUUUAGAUAGUGAUUUCAACAUGUCCAGCCACAGUGAGCUGGAAAAUAACAAUGAGCUGAAAAUUGUCCAUAUGUCCACACCUGAAAAAGAACCAUGUGCAGCACUGACAAUCCCAUCCAUAAGAAACAUAAUGACACAGCAGAAGGACUCCUUUGAAAUGGAAGAGGUACAAAGUACGGAGGGAGAAGCGCCUCACAUUCCAGCCACUUAUCAGCUGGGUCUUACAAAGUCGAAGCGAGAUCAUCUGUUACGUACUGCGAGUCAGCAUUCUGAUAGUAGUGGUUUUGCUGAAGAUUCGACAGACUGCCUAUCCCUUAAUCACCUCCAGGUUCAUGAGUCCUUGCAAGCCAUGGGGAGUAGUGCUGAUAGUUGUGAUAGUGAAACAACAGUCACAUCAUUUGGUGAAGACCUUGUCACACCAACAGCACAAGACCUGCCUUAUUUUAAUGAAUCAGAGGAAGAGUCUCGCACCCCUCUUCAGAGGGGAAGAGAGAAGACAACAACAGGUGUUGCUGCUGACAAAGGAAAGUCAGAUAGCCAGAACUUCCCUCAUUGUGAGAUUAUUGAGACUAUAGGAAAUGAACAGUCCACCCGUCUCCUGGGGGAUCCCAUUACCAAAAUUACUGAAAUGGAAGAGGACUUGUCUCCAGCACACACAGUAGAGCUACUGAGGGAAGCAAGUGCUGAAAGUGAUGUGGAUAAAAGUAGUGAAUGUGAAUUUGUUCAGUAUACCACACACCAUAUUCUGAAAUCCUUGGCUUCUAUUGAAGCUAAAUGCAGUGAUACGAACUCAGAAAAUACAACUGGGCCUCCCUCUUCUGUGGACAGAGUGAAUACAGCUUUGCAGAGAGCUCAACUGAAGGUCUGCACUCUAUCUAAUCAAAGAAUAGGCCGUAGCCUGAUAAAAUCAAAAGAUCUUUUAAAACAAAGGUACUUACUUGGAAAAGCUGGCUAUCCUCUCAGAAGGUCUCAGUCUUUACCAACCACCUUAUUGAGCCCAGUGAGGGUGGUAUCCUCUGUUAAUGUUCGGUUAUCUCCAGGAAAAGAGACCAGAUGCAGCCCUCCCUCCUUCACCUAUAAGUACACACCCGAGGAUGAGCAGGAAUUGGAAAAGGGGGUGAUGGAGCAUGAUGGUCAGUCUUCGGUUAAAUCCACUAUUUUUAUCUCUCCAUCAUCUGUGAAGAAAGAAGAGACCUCCCAGAGUGAGGUAACACGGUUGGAGGAAUGCCACCAUGGAAGGACUCCUACCUGUUCACAGUGUAUACCAGCACCGAUAUCUCAGUCCACCUGCUCCCUUCACUCCAUCCAUUCUGAGUGGCAGGAAAGACCCCUUUGUGAGCACGCACGAACUCUGAGCUCCCACAGUGUUCCCAACAUAUCAGGGGCCACCUGCAGUGCCUUCAUGUCGCCUUUUGGGUGUCCUUACUCACAUAGACAUAUCGCCUACCCUUACCGAGCGUGCUCUAUGAAUCCUCCUUCUGCCAUAGAAAUGCAGUUGCGAAGAGUCUUGCAUGAUAUUAGAAACUCACUGCAGAAUCUUUCACAGUUCCCUAUGAUGAGAGGACCUGAUCUUGCUGCUGCUCCAUAUAGUUCUCAGAAGUCAUCUGUUCUACCUCUUUAUGAAAAUACUUUUCAGGAGCUCCAAGUAAUGAGGCGGAGCCUGAAUUUGUUCAGAACACAAAUGAUGGACUUAGAAUUGGCAAUGCUGCGUCAGCAAACCAUGGUUUACCAUCACAUGACUGAGGAGGAAAGGUUUGAAGUUGAUCAGCUCCAGGGUUUGAGAAACUCAGUCCGAAUGGAGCUUCAGGACCUGGAGCUGCAGCUGGAGGAGCGCCUGCUGGGCCUGGAGGAGCAGCUGCGAGCGGCUCACGGGCCUUUGCCCUUUCGCCCCUCUGCACUCAUGGGAAUGUGUGGCAGUAGAAGCGCUGAUAACUUGUCAUGCCCUUCUCCAUUGAACAUAAUGGAACCAGUCACUGAACUGAUACAGGAACAGUCAUACCUGAAGUCUGAAUUGGGCCUGGGACUUGGAGAAAUGGGAUUUGAAAUUCCUCCUGGAGAAAGCUCAGAAUCUGUGUUUUCCCAAGCAACAUCAGAGUCAUCUUCUGUGUGUUCUGGUCCUUCUCAUGCUAAUAGGAGAACUGCAGUACCUUCUGCCUCAGUGAGCAAACCCAAAAUCCAGUCAGUAGCAAGUAAGAAAGUUUUCCGAGCGUCAGUGGCCCUGACACCAACUGCUCCCUCUAGAACUGGCUCUGUGCAGUCACCUCCAGAAUUGGAAAGUUCUGAGGAAGCUGAAGCAGCUGAAGAAGCUCCCAACGUUUUAGGACCUAAAUCAGAAGUGGAAGGAGGGCCUGGAAAACUCUCAUUAAUGCCAGCUGCUGAGGAGAUGCAUAAAAAUGUGGAACAAGAUGAGUUGCAGCAGGUCAUACGGGAGGUUAUCAUGGACCCUAUUAAUUGUGUCAUAUUGGAGUUAUCAGUGAUAUACACUGGUGUAGGUGUUAUUUGUGCUUCAGAAGAUACUUGCUGCUGGGCUACUGUAUGCAGUGUAAAAUGUGCAUCUUCUUCUAUGCUUAUUGCUAUUUCUUUUCUAAACUCUCAAAACUGUAGCAGUUUGAAAAGCCUAAUAUUUAUUUGUAUGUCAAUAUUUUUCAUUUGAUUCCCUAUUAGAAUUAAUUAUAAAACUUGAAGACUUCCAGACUUAUCCAACUUAUAAAUAACAUAUUUCUUCAGACUAGCUUCUUAAAACACUGACCUCUAUGAGGUAUUUACUGUGCAAUAACUGAUUCAUUUUUUGAGAGCUUGAAGCAACCAAUGAUUUUCCCUCCACUGCUGUUAAUUAGUGUUACUUCCAAGAAGAAAAAAUGUCCUGUUGUAAAAAUACUCUUAAUUCUUGAGGAGACUACUAAUAGCAGUAGGAUAGAAUUAUAUGAGGUUACCCUACAACUACUUAAUGUUUCUACACUGUAAGUCUUGUUGCUUUACCCAGGACAAAUGCAAUUUUAUCAUAGCUUAUGUAGUAUUUUUCUUUUGAAAAUAUGCCUUAUGUUAAACACUAUAUACUUUUUGCGUUGUUCAGCCUUCUUUAUUAUAAGGAGAUAUUUCUUUUUCUUUUAGACUAAAUAAUAGAAUAUUAUUCACAUAAUGGGGCCUGUGACUUGAAUGGAUAGAAAUGAAUAAGCUGGGUUUUGUUUUCUCAAAAUGGAUGUAAUUAGAUUUGUUCUCAUACAUAAAUGAUUUUAAUUCAGUUUUAACUAGUGAAAACUAUUUGUUUUUACGAAAAGCAAAAAUGAUUUCAUAUUUGGUCUUAUAUGUAUUAAAUAAAUGUGUAAAGUAACAACAAAUGUUAUUGGAAUUAUUCUUUUAGCAUUUAUAAUUUUUCAACUCCUAUUAUGUUUCUUUGUGUGUGAUAUUUUAAUCAAAAGUCAUUGAGAUGCUAACAGUGUUCUUUGAAAGAAUAUCUAAAGGGUUUAAAUGUUUGAAAUGUCACACAAAGGCUGAUUUCUAAAACAAAAAUUAAAACAAUAAAGUAUUUAUUUUGCCUAGAA